GCUGAGGGAGUGAGGGAGGUGGUGCAGGCGGGCCUUAGGAACUCCGCUCCAGAGUCGACUUUCGCCCCGCCCCGUUCUGUCAAGUUCGGUAGCUAGUAGUUAGUCAGGCUGGGAAGCUGUCAGUCAUGGCGCUGUCCUCGCGACUGUGGCGUCUUCUCCCUCUGCUACGCGGAGCGGAGCAGAGCGUGUGUCAGCUGGCGAGGAGCUGGGGCAGCGGUGGGCGCUGUGGCACUUGGGGAUUCCGCGGUUCCGAGGUGACAGGAAACACAAGAGCCUUCAAGAGAGGCCUUUUGUUCUCAGCCUUGUCUUAUUUGGGUUUUGAAACCUAUCAAGUCAUUUCUCAAGCUGCUGUGGUUCAUGCCACAGCCAAAGUUGAAGAAAUACUUGAGCAAGCAGACUACCUCUAUGAAAGUGGAGAAACAGAAAAGCUUUAUCAGCUGCUUACACAGUACAAGGAGAGUGAAGAUGUAGAGCUACUGUGGCGGCUGGCACGAGCAUCACGUGACAUAGCACAGCUAUGUAAGACUUCAGAAGAAGAAAAGAAAGUGUUGUUGUAUGAAGCUCUAGAGUAUGCAAAAAGAGCACUAGAAAAAAAGGGGUCAAGCUUUGCUGCUCAUAAGAAAGCAAUUGAACUGAACCCUAAAGAUGCUACUUCAAUUCACCUUAUGGGUAUUUGGUGCUAUACAUUUGCUGAAAUGCCUUGGUAUCAAAGAAGAAUUGCUGAAGUGCUGUUUGCAAAUCCUCCUAGUUCCACCUAUGAGGAGGCCUUAAAAUACUUUCACAGGGCAGAAGAGGUGGAUCCAAACUUCUACAGCAAAAACUUGCUGCUUUUAGGAAAGACAUACUUGAAGCUAAACAACAAAAAGCUUGCUGCAUUCUGGCUGGUAAAAGCUAAGAGUUACCCAGCACACACAGAAGAAGAUAAACAGAUACAGACAGAAGCUGCUCAGUUGCUUACAGGUUUGUGACAAGAACUGAGAACAUUUUGGAGAAGGCAACAACAUACCCAAUACUUUGUAUUUCACUGAUUUAUAAACAUGAUACAUUAACCAUCACAAUGAUUGUAUGGCCUUUUUCCCAGUUCUUGUAUGUGUGACUAUUUUUCAGAAUAAAUGUAGAAUUUUCUGGGUUUCUUCACAAGUAAAUAAAAACUGCCACAUUGCCCUAAGAGCGGCAGCAAUACAGUCCUCUGCUUCAGACAGACGUUUGGAAAACAGUGGUACAGGGUAUGUAAAUACUGGUCACUUCAGGAUGAAAUGUUUCAAAAGGCUUUGUGAGCAGCUGGCACACGAGGAGAUGGCUCUCAUGUUGUAGUCUACUGAAGGCUCUCUUAGAGAAGCCAAGUGUUUAUGAUGGUGAGGGUUCUGGGCAUAAAGAACUUAAGUGAUGUGUAUAUUAGAGGCACCCUGAAUAAGGGAAAAAUCUGCAGAACAUCUUUUUUAAAUGUGGUAUAUCUCCACAGAUGGGUUGGAUUUGUCACUUGACAAAUUGUAAUCCUUUGUAGAAUGGACGGACACAGAUUUCAGGGUGAAAGGAAAUAUUUACCAGGCAGAGUACUACAACUGUGAGUCUGAUGUGCCACCACUGUAAACUUACAUUUUGCAACAACUAGAGCUGAAUGAUUAUGAGACUGUGUAUGGGUCUAUUUUCCCCAAGACAUGAGAAUUGUAAUGUUUUAAUAAAUUAUAGCAAAAUGUG
Rattus norvegicus (Norway rat) is the source of this 1698-nucleotide messenger RNA. It is a transcript of the gene Rmdn1, whose product is annotated as regulator of microtubule dynamics 1. The record is from RefSeq and is a predicted model, not a curated record. NCBI's taxonomy places the organism in Eukaryota, Metazoa, Chordata, Mammalia, Rodentia, Muridae. Gene Ontology annotation, cellular component: spindle microtubule; spindle; mitotic spindle pole.